Rhagoletis pomonella (apple maggot) is the source of this 1288-nucleotide messenger RNA. RefSeq names its product C-X-C chemokine receptor type 4. Gene Ontology annotation, molecular function: G protein-coupled receptor activity. The coding region runs from base 50 to 1288 and encodes 412 amino acids. Gene Ontology annotation, cellular component: membrane. The transcript is spliced from 3 exons. NCBI's taxonomy places the organism in Eukaryota, Metazoa, Arthropoda, Insecta, Diptera, Tephritidae. The record is from RefSeq and is a predicted model, not a curated record. Gene Ontology annotation, biological process: G protein-coupled receptor signaling pathway.
UAAUUGCUAGGCAGUAUCUGAUUCUCAUUUUGAAGUAAUUGGAGCUACAAUGAACAGCGAUAAUAUGCAGCAAUGGUGGCAAAACACAUUUCGUCAUCACCAUCUACAAUAUGCCUUCAAUCCUCAAAACUUACACGCUCUGCAGUUACCUCAACACAGCGAAAAAAUGGAUGCAGCGAGGUUAAAUCUAUUGCCACAGAUCGGUAACAACGAUUUUGACGAUUUUAAUAAUAAUACUUGGAAAAGUAACUCAUAUGAUAUAAACUGCAAAGAAGCAAAUUCUAUAUCCUCGCUAACUUUGCUUAUAAUGAUCAUAUCGUUUGGACUGGUAAUAUUCGGCGGCGUCCUGGGCAAUGCGACGCUAUUGUUAACGCUCUGUUCUGCCUCGAAAGUGCGCAUGCGAAAUCCCUUGUUGCUAGCCGUUUGCCUUGCUGACUUAUUGGUAACUGCUAUUUCAGCUCCAGUGACGUUUUUAAAUGUAGCUUUAAAUUAUAAGAGUAACUCCUUACCGUUGACAAUAUGCAAAAUCAUUCAUUAUGUGCAGGUUAUGCCGGUAGCCGCUAGUACCAUUUCAUUUUUCAUGCUUUCUUUGGAUCGCUAUGCUACUGUGAGACACCCAUCUUUAGCACAACUACGCAAGCGUCGCUUUUUGCAUGUAUCAGUAGCCCUUUUGUCGUGGAUAGCUUCAGCUGCUCUCAGUACACCUUUCCUUUUCACCUAUAAAAUAAUGGCUAGAAGUGCAACCAACUUGAAUGAUAAAAGUAUAAAAUAUCCGAUCUCGUCCGAAGUUUUGGCUGGUGCUAGCGAAAACGUUAAUAUGGGACAAUAUUUUCAUAUUGGCACUAUUUCACCAAACGUUAGAAUCAAUUGUAUAUACGAUGCUGGCGCCAGCACUGUUUUAAUUUCUUUCAUUAUUUUCCAUACCUUCGCCGUUUUUAUUAUACCUGCAUUGGGUGUGUUGGUAAAUCACUAUGGCGUACGCCAGAAAUUGUGUGCACUCUCUCUAACAGCACGCGCAGCUCAUGGUGAAUUGCCACUUCCUAUGCCUAUACUCCGCCGACAAACUCAUAUGCUCAUUGUAACUGGAAUUGCGAAUGCUCAGCAAGCAGCCACCGACGAUAACCCCAAUGGACCUGAAAUACAAUUACAAAAUCUGAAUCCCAGAUCUGAUGUUGAGCGUGGUCUAAACUACAUGAACUCCACAAACCCUAUCUCGCCCAGUAAAUUCUACCAACAAGCUAUUUAUAAGGUUAGCAUUAACAGGCGGCCGCUGUGGUGCAGUGGUUAG